AUGAAUCUUGCUCUGUUGAUCAAUCUUCAACAUGCACACCCCCUUCCACUGACGGGUCGAAGCUUGGCUAUCUUUGCCUUCACUAUCGCCCUCUUAACCACGUGUGUCAUCGCCGUAUUAUUGAGAUGUUUUGUCCGAGGAUACCUCCUUCGGGCCUUUGGCUGGGAUGACAGGCUGAUGCUUAUGGGACUGAUCUUAUUCAUUGGCAUGUCAACAUGCCUAAUUACCGCAUCAACAAGAGGGCUAGGGCAUCAUAUAACAGAUUUCCCAGAUUUGGUACUCUACAGGGACGCCUCGCUCUGGUGGUGGGUCUCCUCAGAAUUUUAUGUCCUAUCCAGUGCAUUCACAAAAGGGUCUGUUACUAUGACACUCCUACGAUUAAGUGUCAAAAACACACACCGCUACAUUCUCUGGGUAGUCGCUGCCGUCAUUAUAAUUUCUACCUUCUUGUUUUUCUUCACUUGGCUUCUUGUUUGCUAUCCUAUUUCCUACUAUUGGGACCGAGUAUUGCCAGAUGCAAAAGGACACUGCGUCCAUCCUAAUUCUGUGUUCAGUAUUGGGUAUAUUUAUAGUGUGCUAUCCUUACUCGCGGAUUUAACACUGGGGAUAUUGCCUCUAUUUCUCGUUUAUGACCUCCAGAUGAACGCUCUGACCAAGCUUGCUACUGGGGGAAUCCUUAGUCUUGGUGCUGUGUAUGGCGAGUGUGGCAUUGCAGUUGCACUCUUCCAAGUCAUCAUCUGCACAACUGCUGAAGUCGCUUCUACAAUCAUUGCAGGCAGCCUUAUUACUCUUCGCCCACUAUUUAGAUGGCUCAUAGACCCAAAAAUGCUAUCCAGCAAAAGGAAAAUGAACAGACACGACGGUUCAGAUUCGUACACGAGAGCGGGUCAUGUCCCUCUCAACAGCGCUCCUCAGGAUGAUAAUUACCAGAACGCUUGGCGUCUAGAGCUUCAAGAGUCCGGGAGAAUUGUUAUGGUAGCAGUGCCACCAUCUCAAAGAGAUAAAGGUUCUUUGAAUGGGGACUGCGACAGCAGUGAUGAGCAUUUAAACCCUCCUGAUAUUAGUCGCGUCGCGAAUGUCGAGGAGACUACUUUAAAUCAGUCAGGCCGAUAG
Molecule: messenger RNA, 1113 nt
Organism: Penicillium taxi
Lineage: Eukaryota; Fungi; Ascomycota; Eurotiomycetes; Eurotiales; Aspergillaceae
Exons: 5
Coding region: 1-1113 (370 amino acids)
Source: RefSeq, a predicted model, not a curated record